UCGAGAUCAGUUCUCCACUGGCCUUCGUAGAGAUCGGUCCGCUGAAAUUAUCUUCUAAAAAUACCUUUUAAAUCGCGAGAAGAGCAAAUAUUCAAAGCGUGACCCACAUUGAAAGCUGUGAAUAUGUCAACCGUACAGACCGUUCUGGGCACCAUUACACCCAACCUGCUGGGUCGAACUUUGACCCACGAGCAUGUUGCCCUCGAUUUCGAGCACUUCUAUCGCCCACCGCCGCCGGAUUUCGAGAGUGAACUCAAGGCAAAGAUCAGCAUGUCCACCCUGGGCUAUGUGCGUCUAUAUCCGUAUUCCAGCAAGGAGAAUGUCCGCUUCUACGAUGGAGAAGCCCUCGAGGCGGCCAAGAAGGAUGUGCUGCUGUACAAGAAGCACGGGGGUGGCGGCAUUGUGGAGAACAGUAGCUACGGCCUGAAACGCAAUCUGGAGUUCAUAGUGGAGCUGGCCAAGAGCACGGGUGUUUACUUUAUUGCCGGCACCGGGCACUACAUCCAUGCCAUGCAGGAUGCCAGUCAUGCCAGCCUAACCGUGGAGCAGAUGAGCGACUUGUACUCCAAGGACAUCAUCACUGGACUGCAGGUCAAUGGCAAGGUGGUCAAGUGCGGAUUCAUUGGCGAGGUGGCCAGCGUGUAUCCCAUUCAUGAUUUUGAGAAGAAUGCCAUCAAGGCGGCCGGUGAGAUUCAGGAAGUCCUUGGCUGUGGUGUUUCCAUGCAUCCGCAUCGUGUUACCAAGGCUCCAUUUGAGAUCAUGCGUCUUUACUUGGAGGCGGGUGGACGUGCCGACAAGUGUGUCAUGUCGCAUUUGGAUCGCACCAUUUUCGACAUCGAUGAGCUGCUGGAGUUCGCCAAGCUGGGCUGCUACAUUCAGUACGAUCUCUUUGGAACCGAGUGCUCCUUCUAUCAGCUGAAUACCAGUGUGGAUAUGAUCUCCGAUGGCCAACGAAUCGACAACCUGAUAAAGCUGAUUAAAGAGGGUUUGGUGGACAAGCUGCUCAUGUCCCACGACAUCCAUACAAAACAUCGAUUGACCUCCUAUGGCGGUCAUGGCUAUCAUCACAUCCAUACGAACAUCCUGCCCAGAAUGUUCGAUCGCGGAGUUACUUUGGAGCAAGUGGAGCAAAUGACGGUCACCAAUCCAGCAAAUUGGUUGGCCUUUGACCCCUAAACCUACAAAUUUUGUUAUUUUGGUAGCAUCUCUUAUCAUGUUAUUCUUGCUGAUAAGAUAAGAGCCGUUCUUUUGGCAAUAAUAAAUGGGCGUGUCUUCGAACUCGAGCUAA
Drosophila mauritiana is the source of this 1288-nucleotide messenger RNA. Its product is annotated as phosphotriesterase-related protein. Gene Ontology annotation, molecular function: zinc ion binding; hydrolase activity, acting on ester bonds. The record is from RefSeq and is a predicted model, not a curated record. Gene Ontology annotation, biological process: catabolic process. NCBI's taxonomy places the organism in Eukaryota, Metazoa, Arthropoda, Insecta, Diptera, Drosophilidae. Bases 124 to 1176 code for a protein of 350 amino acids. The transcript has 5 exons.